This is a messenger RNA of Cercocebus atys (sooty mangabey), 2141 nucleotides long. It is a transcript of the gene SERPINB1, whose product is annotated as serpin peptidase inhibitor, clade B (ovalbumin), member 1. The record is from RefSeq and is a predicted model, not a curated record. NCBI's taxonomy places the organism in Eukaryota, Metazoa, Chordata, Mammalia, Primates, Cercopithecidae. Gene Ontology annotation, molecular function: serine-type endopeptidase inhibitor activity. The coding region runs from base 382 to 1557 and encodes 391 amino acids. The transcript has 7 exons. Gene Ontology annotation, biological process: negative regulation of endopeptidase activity.
GCGCCGCGUCUGAGACAGGCGACCUCUGAUCCCCCGCCCUUGCCUGGGCGCAGGCCCGGCCAGCCUGGGAGGGAGGAGGGAGGACGACAGAUGCAGGCGGAAGGGCAAACUGAAACCCGAGAUUACAAUGUUGUCCUUUCUCCCUGAAUUCCCUUCCUCCCAGAGCUGUUUGUGACAGUUUCCAGGCAGCUCAGGGUCGAGCACUGCUCCUAUCUGCAGCUGCAGGGAGAGAGAGGAGGAACCCCGUGCAAUUCUAGAGACGAUUGCACAACAAGGAGAAGUCAGCUGCCCAGCGGGCAGUACCGUUCUUCUUUGCCUGUCCUUGGGGAAAUUAGGGCUCUGAGAGUGGAGAUCCAGAUGGGCUAGUGGGUGGCGGAUGGGAUGCUGCACUGCCAGACCCUGGACGGUGUUUUCACCAUGGAGCAGCUGAGCUCAGCAAACACCCGCUUCGCCUUGGACCUGUUCCUGGCCUUGAGUGAGCACAAUCCGGCUGGAAAUAUCUUCAUCUCUCCCUUCAGCAUUUCAUCUGCGAUGGCCAUGGUCUUUCUGGGGACCAGAGGGAACACGGCGGCACAGCUGUCCAAGACUUUUCAUUUCAACACGGUUGAAGAGAUUCAUUCAAGAUUCCAGAGUCUGAACGCUGAGAUCAACAAACCUGGAGCGUCUUAUAUUCUGAAACUUGCUAAUAGAUUAUAUGGAGAGAAAACUUACAGUUUCCUCCCUGAGUUCUUGGCUUCGACUCAGAAAACAUAUGGUGCUGACCUGGCCAGUGUGGAUUUUCAGCAUGCCACUGAAGAGGCAAGGAAGACCAUAAACCAGUGGGUCAAAGGACAGACAGAAGGGAAAAUCCCGGAACUGUUGGCCUCAGGCACGGUUGAUGACAUGACUAAACUUGUGCUAGUAAAUGCCAUCUAUUUCAAGGGAAACUGGCAGGAUAAAUUCAUGAAAGAGGCCACGACGAAUGCACCGUUCAGAUUGAAUAAGAAAGACACAAAAACUGUGAAAAUGAUGUAUCAGAAGAAAAAAUUUGCAUAUGGCUACAUCGAAGACCUUAAGUGCCGUGUGCUGGAACUGCCCUACCAAGGCAAGGAGCUCAGCAUGGUCAUCCUGCUGCCAGAUGACAUUGAGGAUGAGUCCACGGGCCUGAAGAGGAUUGAGGAACAGUUGACUUUGGAAAAGCUGCAUGAGUGGACCAAACCUGAGAAUCUUGAUUUCAUUGAAGUUAAUGUCAGCUUGCCCAGGUUCAAACUGGAAGAGAGUUACACCCUCAACUCAGACCUUGCCCGCCUAGGUGUACAGGAUCUCUUUGACAGUAGCAAGGCUGAUCUGUCUGGCAUGUCAGGAGCCAGAGAUAUUUUUAUAUCAAAAAUUGUCCACAAGUCCUUCGUGGAAGUGAAUGAAGAGGGAACAGAGGCGGCAGCUGCCACAGCGGGCAUCGCCACCUUCUGCAUGUUGAUGCCAGAGGAAUACUUCACUGCCGACCAUCCAUUCCUUUUCUUUAUUCGGCACAAUUCCUCAGGUAGCAUCCUGUUCUUGGGCAGAUUUUCUUCCCCUUAGAAGAAAGAGACUGUAGCAACACAAAAAUCAAGCUUAGUGCUUUAUUACCUGAGUUUUUAAUGGUGCCAACGUUCUUCUAUCUUUACCAAUAAAACCAAUAUCCAGAAACAAAUCUUUUAUUUUCUUUUUAAGUUCGGCUCUGUUGGCUGUUUACACCCAUGAAUUUUGGCAUGGGUAUCUACUUUUCUUUUUUUACAUCGAAAAAAUCCAGUGGUUGCUUUUGAAUGCAUCAAGUAAAAAAGAAGAAAAGAAUACAUCAGAUGUGUAGAUUCUUGACCAUGUUGUAAUCUAUGAAAUUGCUAUAUCCUCCUGACAGGCAUGGGAAAACAUGAUAAGAUGGUCAUUUAUUUUGCAGUUAGAAUUUUGGGAGCCAUGAAAUAGACAGACACCCUGACUGUUGAAGGGAGGUUUAAAAACACAUAUUCAGUUGAAAUAUAAGAGAGCACCCCAACUGAGAGCCCAGGUUAUGAAGACAAACUUGUCUCGCCUGAUGUUUCUAUCCGUUGUUCUGCAGGAUUAGUAUUCUGUUACAGCCCUUUAGUUUUUAGACUCUUCAAUUAAAGGGCCAAUGGUUAUAACCUGCA